GACAGAGUCCCCACAAUGAGGCCAACAAAAAGGUCGCAGCGAGAUCUGCAGGAACUGGAAGACCUGGUUCCCAAACAGGCGCGGAUUGAUGAAACCGGCUGGACGGGAGUGAACGAACGCACCUUCAUCGCCGUGAAGCCGGACGGUGUGCAGCGGAAACUGGUGGGAGAAAUAGUGCGUCGUUUUGAGAAGAGAGGCUUCAAACUUGUUGCUCUUAAGCUUAUAAAGGCGUCUGAGGAGCUACUAAGGGAACACUACUGGGAGCUGAGGAACAAGCCUUUCUACAGCACCCUAAUAAGCUACAUGAGUUCUGGACCAGUUGUUGCAAUGGUGUGGCAGGGUUUAGAUGUUGUGAAGACCGCUCGCAAGAUGCUGGGUGAGACCAAUCCCGCAGACUCACUGCCGGGAACCAUUCGGGGAGAUUUCUGUGUGGAAGUGGGCAGGAAUGUGAUCCACGGUAGCGACUCGGUGGAGAGCGCCCAGAAGGAAAUCUGUCUCUGGUUCCAUCAGGGCGAGCUCCACCGCUGGGAGAGCAGCCCCAACAACUGGAUCUACUGACGUUUACAGACCUUCUGCAGCUUUAAAACAUCAAACCUCAGUUAACUUCAUCUUUUUAGCUUCGGUAGUUUGUAGCAAAGAAAGGUCAUCUCUGCUUUCCUGCAUCUUUUCCUUGGUUUAGAUUUUUGAUGGGGUAAACUUAAAGGGGCAGUAAUAUGUGAAAUUGACUUUUUUGAGCUUUGCAUCGUGUUAUGAUGUUAUGAAAACAUACCUGGAGUGUUUCUUUGAUCCUUUCAUACAUGCUUGAGAAAUCCUGUACUCUCCCAUGGCAUCAGCGCUGUGAUGGGCCAGCGCUGAUGACAAAGCUCUUCCUCGGAGCUGCAGUUUCCAACCUUCAGAACAUUACAGAGCGUCUUGCUUAGCUCCUUCAGACUAGCCAGCAGCAAUUAGCAAACACCUGGUGGAACUGCACAUCUGCUGAGCUCAUUAUACCAGCUACUGCUCUGUGCAGUGCUGGUAAAGACGUUAAGCAUGGAGCACGGUUGUGACUUCUUGAAAUGCGGAGUAUCUUAAAGAGACACAGGCCCAAUUUCAAAGCAUUAAAUUACAAAGUCAAAUUUACAACUGAAGGUAACAUAGUUACUUGAUUUGCUAAAAGAAAAUAGCACUAGGUGCCUGGAAAAUACAUAACACUGCCCCUUUAACAAAUCGAAGGUGCAUUAAAUAGAUUGAAAUAGUUAGGGCCAGUAAUGUUUUUAGUUUUUAAGCUAUAAGAAUAACUUGUUGCGAUAAGAAACUGGAAUUAUGAAGACAAUGGAUUUGAAACUGACUCACUACACGAUUUAAAAAAAGAAAAUUGAUAUUAAAACAUAAAAAAAUAGCCUUUUUUUCAGUUGUAUCGAGUUUUCCAUGUUCUCUGUGGGUGUAAAGAUGAUCAUGUGGAAGUACUUGAAUAUAAAGUUUCCAGCUUUUGAACAGCAUUGAACUCUAUUGUUACUGCUUUUGUAUUUUUAUACCAGGCUCAGUUUGCAGCCUCCAUAACACUGCAAUAAAAAUGGAGCAAGUUCAUUUAUUAAACUUGAAUAAAACAAAAAACAAGUUG
Messenger RNA from Poecilia latipinna (sailfin molly), 1600 nucleotides. It is a transcript of the gene nme3, whose product is annotated as NME/NM23 nucleoside diphosphate kinase 3. The coding region runs from base 16 to 558 and encodes 180 amino acids. Gene Ontology annotation, molecular function: nucleoside diphosphate kinase activity. The record is from RefSeq and is a predicted model, not a curated record. Lineage: Eukaryota; Metazoa; Chordata; Actinopteri; Cyprinodontiformes; Poeciliidae. The transcript is spliced from 5 exons. Gene Ontology annotation, biological process: GTP biosynthetic process; CTP biosynthetic process; UTP biosynthetic process.